Diatraea saccharalis (sugarcane borer) is the source of this 387-nucleotide messenger RNA. The record is from the annotation of a GenBank genome assembly. NCBI's taxonomy places the organism in Eukaryota, Metazoa, Arthropoda, Insecta, Lepidoptera, Crambidae.
AUGGCUCCCGUGUUGAAAUUCGUUCCUUUUGUAGCCCGUUAUAUCCAAGAAGGUGGCGCUGAUGAAGAAUGGAUAUGUAGGAGAAUAAAUAAAAAAGAGCUAGAGAACAUGAUUGGUUAUGGUCCCAAAGUCCAUGUGGUCACCGUUUUGGCGGGAAAACUAGGAGUAAACUUGGCAACCCAGAACGUCGUAUGUGCCACACGUGUCGGUCGUGCACCUAAAUUGGGGGAAGCAGAAAAAUCACUAGCGUCCCGCCCGCGACCCAUCGUCGUUCGUCUGGCGCGUCGCGUUAUACGAGACGAGCGGCGCGCGUCCGUCGCGGCGCCACCACAGACGGUACAGGGCUGCCGGGAGGAUCACGCCGCUUUUAUGUUAAUGAAAGAUUGA